UCACACGUCACGCCUGAAUUACUAAAAUGCAUAUAUAACGAAUUUAUAUCCUAUAUGUACAAUAAACUUUGUUAGAAUUUUAAUCACAUAAAUUUUGAAAUAAAUUGUUAGAGGAAAAAUUUUACAGGAAAAUUGUGUAACACGUAAACGAUGGAAACGAAUUGCUGUUGGUACUAUUUACCGUUAUUAUAUUUUAUUAUUGCUGCAACAGUAAUUAUAGAAUCAGUUUUAUCAGAGAAAAGAAUAGCAUGGAACUGAAGGAUUCUCUUCACACGUAGAUAUUAGCCCGCGUGAUAAAUGUAUUAAAAUUGCACGCCCAACUUGCGAUAAUAUGACGCAUAUCCUUUUCCUUUUUGCGGGACGAUCGGACGAUUGCAGUGACACGUCACUUCAUUUUCUUCACUCCUUUCGUCGUAAACUAUCGCAAGAAAGAAAUUGUCUUUUUUCCCGCUUAAUCGGCACGCAGUCGUACUGAUUAUAAUUACAUAAUCGCUCGUAAAGGAACUCGGUGAAACGCAUAAUGUAAACAAGUAACAUCGACGAGGCCAAUUUGCAUCUACAUUUUCAUUGCUGGUUUUACAAUCGUAUACAUAAAGCUCGGUGCGUUCUCGGCCUUAUAGGCGUUUCGAUAAUUGCAAAUUGUGUAAUCGCGACAUUUGCCGUUCGAGUUUCUCGCAUACCGCUUAGGGUGAAUUUCAGAUGGAUAUACAGCUGGACUUGUUGCAUAUCCGCGUAUCGUAUCAUCGUUGCGUAUCAAUUCUGUGAUUACAAUACGGUCGUUGUACCGUAUGAUAUCAUUGCAUUUGCAUAUAUGAAAAUUUUAAUACACAACGCUCACUGAUACCUACGCAACGAUACACGGAUACGUAAUAGGAUGUUCGAAGAGACUUUUGUGUAGACGAAAAAGUUGACGACCUCUGGAAUUAAUAUUACGAAAUAAAUAUCCUUGAAAUUUAUAUCUUAAUUGCACCGGUUUAAAUUAUUAAUAUAUAUGCCUUCCGUGAGAAAUGCGACAUAAAUCUGUCACGAAACCUUAUUUUGGCAAUUUCGUUGUAUAAAUGCGCGAGUAUCAUAAAAUACCAAGUUAUAAAACGCCGAAAAAACCAAGUAUUGUGACCAGUUAACCCUCAGAAUCCAUUUAAAGAAAUUUUAUUUCUCUUCCGCAUUGCGAUUAUGCGCGAGCCAUUUAAAAUGAGAUUAUCUUUUACCAAAAAUAAGUAAAUAAAUAGAAAUAAAUUCUAGAGAAAUUCGUUCGAGCGCUACUCGAUUCGUUUUCAUUCGCAUUCGCAUUGUAUAUCCAUAUAGGUAUCUUAACUUUCACGCAUGUAUUACGAUGUUAGAAAACGUUAUUUCGAAAAAAUUUAUUUCGAAAUGGUAGAACUGACUCUGUCGUAAUAGUUCUAAAUUAGAAACAUACAUAAUUCUCACGGCUAGAACAGCUGGUCGGCGCGUUUGUACGAACAUCUCUACGACUUUUUGCCCGCCCCAUGUGACGCUAUAACGGUUAGAAAAACAUUACGCUAUGUGGCACAUGUGAAAUUUCGUGCGGCCUUCGUCGGCAUUAGUAUUAGUUAAACGAAUUAACGUACCGUGGCAGGCUAUUCUAAUCAACCGUGAAACUCUUAUUUCUUUCGCAUCGUUUUCACAAUCUAUCAUUUGAUUAAAAAAAUGGUGAGUAAAAUAGCUCCUAAAAUUACAAGUGAAUAAUAAAUGACGCCAUUAUUUAUACUGUCAGUUAUAAAUACGUCAAAUUAAUAUAAACGAUGGGGACAUUCUACCAUCGCGGCUUAAUUAGUCAAUCAGAUAUAUAAUCAAUAAUUAAAUUAUCUCGGAAAUUAUCACUCGGAAAUUCGCUACUCAAAAUAGAUUCUUUCUCAUGCGAAUAUCAAAUAUCGAUCGCCGUCUAAUAUCUUAUACUCCGUCGUGAAAAUAUUCUGCGUUAUUCCCGCGACACUUUGACAUUCGUACUUGACGCAUAUUCAAUAUUCAAUGUCACACUUGCACCGUAUCACGAUUGGAGUUAGUUAAUACUUCCUCUCAAAGAGAAUAUAUCUUUUCGGAGGGGACGUUUAUGUCACGCACGCAUUUGCGACGAGUAUUUCCGACCAUACCCUGUACGAAUGUCCGAGCAGUGGUCACGAUAAUACGGCCGGAGGCGCGUGACGGAAUUUUUCUUAUUCAAACUGUUAUAAUUUACAACACUCGAAUUAUUAUAUUACGACACGUGUGAUUAUUGGAAUUCAUUUAUUACGUCUGAGUUCACUUGUUUGAAAUCAUCGACAUUAAAAUAUGAGAUACUUUCUAUUCGAUAACAGUUUUUUUCUUUCGACUGUCGGUUAGCCGACUUCCGGCUGGGUGAUACACGAGAAGAUGGAAGGUGCACUUUUACUUGGGCAACGCCGACAACCACCGAGGUUUCUUCGAUGUGGGUUCUUCUGAAGAAAUCGUGUUUGAAACCCAAAAAAUACCUCUAUCCUGUUCGCGAGAAUCCAAUCGAGGGGUACAUCUUUUAGAUCCUGCAAUUUUACUGAAAUGAGUCUCUCGGAGAUUUCGUGGUUCUUCAUCCUGAUCACGGUGUUUGAAACAGUAUUGAUCGCCAACUCGUUGACCGGGGAUCACGUGUGCUCAAGAAUAGAAAAUUACACGGUUACGUCGUACGAGACCUACACCGAGCCGGUCGUGGUCAACUCGUUCACCUGGUGCCUACAAAUUCCCCCGAGAUGCCCCAAGACGUGGACCGAACUACGACAACGAUAUCGUGUGAAGAAGGAGGAAAAAUCGAGGACUCUAGAGGAAUGCUGCGAGGGGUACAAAAAGACGGCUCUCGGCGAUGCGGAAACGGAUGCGAGCUGCUUACCGUUUUGCGAAAAAUGUGUGGCAGGUGCGUGCGUCGCACCGAACAGAUGCCAGUGCGACCCUGGAUAUUACGGAGAUGACUGCGCCCGUGCGUGUCCGUCGGGAUUCUGGGGUUCGCAAUGUAUGCAAGUAUGCAACUGCGGUGAGAGCGGUGCCUGCGAUCCUGCGAACGGCACUUGUCAAUGCUCUCCAGGACUCCAAGGAUCUCGAUGCGAGGAGCGUUGCGCGAUCGGGCAAUGGGGCCCGGGUUGUGCAAACGAAUGCACAUGUCAAAACCGAAAUAAUGUCUGUGAUGCCGUAACCGGAAGCUGCACCGACGACGACGCCUCUUCAGUCGAGCAAACGUCGCCCGUUUAUUUGCGGAGCUCUACUGCCGACCGUCUACCGCAAACACCGGGAAUUAGUAAUACGGAGCACACGGAGGUUGUCUCGGUGCCGCGUGGAACCACCGAGCGCCAAACGGAAGGUAUCAAUGACAGUUGGCACGACAUGAAUUACAUUCCGGAAACGACGAGUCCGGCAACAGCUUCGAUCGCGGCCCCUCCUCAAGGAACAGAGGACUCGGUAAAGGAAACGCAAAUGAAAGAUCCUUCCACCACUGCUCGGCCCGUGAUCGUUUUGGUCUCCGUUCCUGAACGCAGAAGGGACGUCGAGAAGGAUAGGCAAAAGUUCGCGACAAAGGACGCUCUUCUCAGACACGUCCAAAGCGGCAAAAGCACGAAUGUCGAUUACGUGAAGACCGUUCACAAAGACGACAUUCAAACAUCAACGCCGAUUCCGCUGGACAUCGCUCUGAUCGUCGUUGCCGCAAUCGUCUCCCUCGGCCUGACCUCGCUCGCGGUUGUUAUGGUGCUUCAUAUGCGCUCCAAGCUAUUCGAGACCAUCCGUCUUGCCGUCUACGACGACGAGAAGACCAAAGGCCAGGAACGCGAGAGCGUGAACGGCGGAAGGACGUCCGCGGUAGUGAACUCUGCCACUCUGCCCCCACCAGCACCCCCGAUCCGCGCGAGUCCGGUAUUUGCCAUUAAUACAGAACCGGAAACGAUACUGACGCUCGACGGCAUUGAAUCGCUGAAUACUUACGCUAACGGUGCCGCUACGAUCGGCCUGCGAAUUUCUGGUAACUUACGCGAUCUGUUACAAGACGGCCAUUACGACCGGCCAUCGGCAACUCUGAUACGUCUGCAGACAAACUUGGACCAUAACACGGAGCAUCUGUACGACGAAAUACCGUUUCAGACUACUCCAUUAUCGGAUCGCAAGGAUCUAUGAUGGAGAAACGUUUCCACUUACUACCACUCACGGUCCAGCCUAUCCGUAUCUUUAGCUAUAUAGUUUAAUAAUGCGUCAUCUCGUCGUGAAAAGACCUUGAAGCGUUUUUAGACGAAACGUGACCUGUCGUGGUGAAAAGUCAAUUGCUCGAGACCGAUGAAAAAUGUGUGAAAACUGGUUUCCGACCUUACGCAGUGCCGUUGAAUGCGCAAGGCUGAACGUGACUGUAAUUGAGUGGCACAGGCGCAGAAACAAGUCGUUGGAGCACCGUGCUGUCAGUGACCGACGGUAGAAUUUAAUCAGCGAGGCGUGUGCAGCUCCUUCUGAACAAACUAUUUCGUAGUUGUCGGGAUGACGUCAAAACGGGGGCGAAUGCACCCGAUUAUACGAUUGCGCGCGAAUGCGCAAUUAGGUGGAAAACUCGGAACAAUGGAAUCUCGUGUAACGAGCGGGGGGAAAAAUACAGCGCACCGACUGUCAUUAUCCAAAUCAUAUGAAACGUUUGUGUAUUAUAGCCUGCGGGGGCGGAGGCUACCUGGUUUGCGAAUAAACAGAUGCGAAAAUAAAUUGCCCGCUGCAUAAAUCUGGCAGUCUCGUUCAAUGCUGACGUAAUUUACUCGGUAUAAAUUACCGUUGCGCAAAUAAAUCUAUCGUAUAUUUAUUGAAGUUAACGUUACGAGAGAGCGAUCUUUUCACAUUUGCUUAUCGUCCCGUCGCUGAUAGAACGGCGACCGCGAUAUUGAUAUUAUUAUUACGAUUUCUUUAAUAAUCAGUCUCGUAAUCGCAUCCUGCGAAGAAAUAGUAAUGUUUUUCUAGGCGUGAAAAGCAUAUCCUGCGAUAAUACACCGAGUUUCCGAGUACAUCAGUAAUGAUGUGCACGUAAGCGAUAAUAUAACCGAUGAUACCAAAUUCGUUAUCGCGAGAGGAAGAGCACUUGAUGACUUUUGUGCCUCUGAAACUGAAACCAAAGAUAAAAAAAUCCUAUUUAAGGCAAAUGCAAUACAUGCAUCCUAAAGAAAAAAAAAUAACUAUCCAUAGUAAAUUAAAUAAAAUAAAUUGUGUAAGUAUAAUUGCGUAAGGCUUUAUUCGCUAGUUUAUUAUUACUUUUUAAGAAGUCACAUGUAACUUUAUAUACAGCGAUAUUUUUAUAAACUGGGGGAUAUUAUUAUUAUUAAAAAAUAAUAAUAAUAUUAUUAGCUUCGAUAUUUUUCUCCAAUGUUUUCCAUAAAAGAGGAGAGAAACUUUCCGUUUCUAUGUUACGCGAUAAUUUGAUGUAUCUCUUCGUUUUGCACUGAUUUUUUAUUUUACACUCGUUUCAAGGAAAUGUUAUUUGCAGUCAGCAUUAGCUUAUCGUAAUUAAAUAAACAAAUACCAUACAGUUAUCGCAUUUAACA
Messenger RNA from Temnothorax curvispinosus, 5522 nucleotides. RefSeq lists its product as uncharacterized. The coding region runs from base 2533 to 4128 and encodes 531 amino acids. Gene Ontology annotation, molecular function: protein binding. NCBI's taxonomy places the organism in Eukaryota, Metazoa, Arthropoda, Insecta, Hymenoptera, Formicidae. The transcript is spliced from 10 exons. The record is from RefSeq and is a predicted model, not a curated record. Gene Ontology annotation, cellular component: membrane.